Neohortaea acidophila is the source of this 1383-nucleotide messenger RNA. RefSeq lists its product as uncharacterized. NCBI's taxonomy places the organism in Eukaryota, Fungi, Ascomycota, Dothideomycetes, Mycosphaerellales, Teratosphaeriaceae. The transcript has a single exon. The record is from RefSeq and is a predicted model, not a curated record. The coding region runs from base 338 to 1081 and encodes 247 amino acids.
UUGUUUUUGCUUCGGCGUCGUGGGCUUGCGACGCCUUUCCGCAGCAGCUCAAGCGGAUUGUUGUAUCUUAAGCGCUUUCAGCUUUUUUAUUGGGCAAUUUGCAAGCAUGCGCAGUCAAUUGCGCGAUUCACCCGGAGAAACAUCACCUUUAUUACUUGCCGAGUAUCGCCAAGGGUGUCAGCGCGGGUUUCCGACGCUCAGCCUCGCGACAACGCCAUCUCUCCGCAGCGGCCAAGUUGGGGCCAAGCCGCGGGUUUUAUCAAUGGCUAGGCGUUGAGCCAUCUUUCGUGAGAGUUGGUGGACGUCAUCUCCAUUCUCCAGGUCUUGUGCAUGGCGUAUGCCGUGCGUUCGCGCCAAGCUGAGGCAGUGUAUUAAGGAGUGGUGUACUGCACGAACUGUUUCCUCUCUCCUCUCUCUUGUCCAGGUUAUCGUCACUAUCACAUCCAAAUCACCAUCGAUCAAUAGCAUCUCAGUCCACAAACGCUUCAUCGCCAUAAAAGACAACCAAACGCCGCAACCAACAAUGAAGCUCCCCACCCUCCUCCUCCUCCUAACCGCCUCCCUCACCGCCCUCGCCCAAGACAACACCGAAAACGACGACAACGACAUCGACGUCCCCGACCUCGACGACAUCACAGAAGACGUCUCCUCCCUCCUCGGCACCGCAAACCCCACCUCCGUCUACAGCCAAGUCAAUUCCUUCGCCUCGGCGCAGCUCAGCAGCCUCUCCGUGCUCGCCGCCACGGCGACGGGCGAGUACGGUAGUAGUUUGCGCUCCGAGUACAGCGAGCUGCAGUCGAGUUUGAGUAGUGCUGGGUCGUUGUUUAGUAGUGUGACGUCCGGUGCGACGGGGACGACGGCGACGACGGCGGAUACUACGGGCUCGACGGCGAGUGGAGGCGCGGGGGCGACGACUUCGUUGCCGACUGAGACUGCUGCUGCUACUACGGCUACGAGUGCUACGGGGGCCGCUGGGGAGACUUCUCCAUCUUUGGAUUCGGAGGGUGCGGCUGGGGCGGUGGUGACUGCGGCGCCUAUUGCUAUUGGGGCCGUGGGGAUGGCUAUCCUGGCUGCUUUGUAGAGGAGGUAGGCUCGGCACGAGAGAUGAAGUGAGAAGGUGAUUGACUCUGGGGUGCUCGAUCGGCUAGAACUGGAUAGGUGCGGGCUAUGUAAGCAUGCUUUUCUCUACACUCUUGGGCCAACUUGCAAUCAUUAUUGAUGUCGCUGUCUCGUAACUCGAAGUUGGCGUUCCAUCUAUCAACCAUUGGUCGCAAGCGUCUGUAGUUGGCUGUAAUCUCCGUUGAACAGGUCCGAGUCGCCACCACUAUCAUCACACAGAUCCAUUAGCACAGUGUCCUCUCAACAAACAAGCGAAACCAUGAC